AAGGUAGUUGCCGAUUGCUUGUAGCAAAAAUGUCUGUCGCAGAGACUUUUUCCUCGUCGACCAUCUUUCUGAAGAUCUGCAUGGUGCUGGUCCCUCUGCAGACUUUACUGUAUAUCAUUGGGUUCUCCAGUAAUUACUGGGUUACUCAGAAGCAGCAAUUUCUAAAUAACGAAAUAAAAUCAAACGCAGGAUUAUGGGAGAUGUCAUAUUGUUUGUUGAAAUUCUGUCAGACUGGAGAAAUGAAUUCAGUGCCAGACUGGCUCCACGUGACAAGGUUCUUUGCAGCGAUUGGUGUGAUUGGGUUUCUGUUGAUCACCGUAGGGGUGUUCGUCUGUCUGCUUGUGACGCCAUUGUCUCAGAGGCGAAUACUUCACAUUUUGACAACUGUAAUUGCUGCAGGAACUGGUGUGGCAGUGUUGGUGGCCAUAGCAUUAUAUGGUUCUCAUUACAAUAACCCUAGAAGCUUUUCUUCUCAAAAUAUGAAUCUUGGUUCCUCCACAAGAAAUACGGACCUCGGUCUUUCUCGUAGGGGAUCUGCUGCAACCAAUUGGGCUGGAAAAUUACUUGAUUCCGGCAAGGAAACCAUGGACCCUGGGUGGGCCUAUGGCCUCUGUGUGGCUGCCCUAAUCCUUGACGUCAUUACAACCAUCUUACUCAUAAUAAACUCAGUAAAAAAACCAAAGAUCUAGACAUAAUCGGAAUCGGUACUGUACUGUACUGUUUAUCAGUACCCAUAAACACAAAUAACGAUAACUUCGACCAAUGACCAGGACAACCUUGUCAGUCUAUAAAUAGCUAAAAACAAUCGGUCUGUUAAUAGACCCCACGUCUUUUGUCUGACUUGUAGAUAAUAUAGACAUGUAAUGCAGCCUCUCUAAAUUGCAUGUAUCUUUUUUAAGACCCUGUGCAAAGAUAUUGUGUACUUGUAACCAGUUCCUAGCCCUUUGACUUCUUUGUAUCUCUUGUUGCUUGCAUUGUUAUGAUUUUGGCUUUACUCCACUUGCUAAUUGCUAGUUUUCUGUUUGUCUUGAAAAAUUUCAACUUAUUACUCCGAACCUGCACUGUCUCAUUAAUGUUGUAUUUCGAAUCAUUUUGUUUUCAAAAGAUGUACAUUCUUAAUCUCGUUAAAAUAUCAUUAAAAUUUAUAUCUUGAAACGUUAAAAGUAUUGCUUCUAAAUGUUAUAUCUUGUAUUUUUUUUAAAGAAUGCAAAUUUCAAAACGCAAGAUUUUGAAAAGUAUAUCUAAUAUGUUAAUAUUCAAAACAUGUUAUAAAUCUUUUAAUAAAAGAGGAAUAAUCUAGU
Messenger RNA from Saccostrea echinata, 1301 nucleotides. RefSeq lists its product as uncharacterized. Bases 30 to 689 code for a protein of 219 amino acids. The record is from RefSeq and is a predicted model, not a curated record. The transcript has 3 exons. Lineage: Eukaryota; Metazoa; Mollusca; Bivalvia; Ostreida; Ostreidae.